Messenger RNA from Humulus lupulus (European hop), 862 nucleotides. Its product is annotated as ethylene-responsive transcription factor ERN1-like. The transcript has a single exon. Gene Ontology annotation, molecular function: DNA-binding transcription factor activity; DNA binding. The record is from RefSeq and is a predicted model, not a curated record. Gene Ontology annotation, biological process: regulation of DNA-templated transcription. Lineage: Eukaryota; Viridiplantae; Streptophyta; Magnoliopsida; Rosales; Cannabaceae. The coding region runs from base 21 to 857 and encodes 278 amino acids.
CUUUCCUGGAAAAUACACAAAUGGAGAUCCAAUUUCAAAAUAGCAUGAUCACAAAGAAAAAGGGAAGAAACAAGAGAAAUAACAAAAGUAGUAAUAAGAACAAGUUUGUUGGGGUAAGACAAAGGCCUUCUGGGAGAUGGGUAGCAGAGAUCAAAGACACAACACAGAAAAUCAGGAUGUGGCUUGGCACCUUCGAGACCGCGGAAGAGGCUGCUAGGGCUUACGACGAAGCAGCUUGUCUUCUUCGCGGCUCCAACACUCGCACCAACUUCAUCACUCACGUCUCCAUGGAUUCCCCUCUCGCUUCUCGAAUCAAGAAUCUCCUCAACAACAACAACAAGAAGAAAAAUACUAAUCAUGAUCACAAUGAUCGACCAAAACAACAAAACUCUAGCACUAGCACUAGUAAUAAUCCUAGUGCUAGUACUAGCUCCACAACAACUACUACCAGUAGUACUUGUUGUGAUUCUUCUAGUGGGAUUGUUCAAGAGCAAGAUCUGGAUCAUCAACAUCAUCAUUUGUUUGAGGAUGCAUACAAACCGGACUUGAGUAGCUUUGGUUUCUCUCAGCCUAGUAAUAAUAAUAAUAAUCUGACGAGUACGUGGGGUGGGGGGUUUGAUCGAUUUUCAUUUGGCAUAACAGGUGAUGGACAGUUGGAUUUGUGUAAGAACAGUAUUGAGAAUAAUGUGGAUGAUGAUGGGUCGGAGUUUUUGGAGUUUGAAAGGAUGAAAGUGGAGAGGCAGAUAUCGGCGUCGCUGUACGCAAUGAAUGGAGUUCAAGAGUACAUGGAAGCUCUUCAUCAUGAUCCUGUUGACGCUCUGUGGGAUCUUCCUCCUUUGUGCUCACUCCUUUGCUAGAGUAU